UGGCUCAAGUUCAGCCGAUCCGCGUUCUACACUCUGCUACUCACGUCUGUCCCCUCCGCUUUAGCGUGUAAGGUUCCAUCGCUGGCUCGGUGCUCGGUUGCUUUCCCUGGGUGCGGGCAGCAUGGCGGCGGUGUUGGAGGCCGGCUCUGCGGGCCAGUUUGAGCAGCUGAUACAGAACAGCGCAAAGUCUCUCACAGUUGUUCAUUUUUGGGCGCCAUGGGCUCCACAGUGCACCCAAAUGAACGAAGUCAUGGCUGAACUGGCGAAGGAGCAGCCUCAGGUUAUGUUUGUAAAGCUUGAAGCCGAAGCCGUUCCAGAAGUGUCGGAAAAGUAUGAAGUUACCUCCGUGCCAACCUUUUUGUUUUUUAAGAACUCUCAGAAGAUUGACAGACUGGAUGGUGCCCAUGCGCCGGAGCUUACAAAGAGGGUUCAACGCCAUGCUUCAAGCACCUCUUUUCCAGCUACCCCCAACAGUGCUCCCAAAGAAGACCUCAAUGGCAGACUGAAAAAGUUGAUUAACGCUGCUCCAUGCAUGCUGUUCAUGAAAGGAUCUCCCCAGGAGCCAAGAUGCGGGUUCAGCAGGCAGAUUGUGGCUCUCCUUAACGAUCAAAAGGUCCAGUUCAGCAGUUUUGAUAUCCUGUCAGACGAGGAAGUCCGCCAGGGCCUAAAAACCUUUUCCAACUGGCCCACUUAUCCCCAGUUUUAUGUCAAGGGUGAACUGGUGGGAGGACUCGAUAUUGUGAAGGAAAUGGUGGCAUCAGGAGAACUGGACCAAAUGUGCCCCAAAGCCCAGAGUCUAGAGGAGAGGCUGAAGGCACUUGUGAACAAAGCCCCAGUCAUGCUGUUUAUGAAAGGGAACAAAGAGAUGGCAAAGUGUGGAUUCAGCAGGCAGAUUCUAGAAAUAAUGAACAACACGGGUGUUACCUACGAAACAUUUGAUAUACUGGAAGAUGAAGAAGUGCGUCAAGGUUUAAAAGCCUAUUCCAAUUGGCCCACCUAUCCUCAACUUUACGUUAAAGGAGAACUUGUCGGGGGGCUGGACAUCAUUAAGGAGUUAAAAGAAAGUGGCGAAUUGGUUUCAGUUCUGAAAGGAGAUCAAUAAUAAAUCUAAGCAUUCUCAGCUGGAUCGCACUUGACCCCUGCAAAAUAAAGGAGUUCUACUGGGUUAUCUCAUUUCUUGGACUGAAUAUAAACGAUAAUAAAGUUCCAUCAUUGUCCCUCACAUGGGGGGUGGGGGGGGUAUCAUGUACAAAUUCCAACCCAUUGGGCCGCGGAGAGAAGUUCCCUUUGUGUUAAUAUGUCUGCUCACAGUAACAUUCAGAAAUCUUUUAAUUUAAUAAACAUUGUUACAGUCACUCA
Messenger RNA from Xenopus tropicalis (tropical clawed frog), 1359 nucleotides. It is a transcript of the gene glrx3, whose product is annotated as glutaredoxin 3. The record is from RefSeq and is a predicted model, not a curated record. NCBI's taxonomy places the organism in Eukaryota, Metazoa, Chordata, Amphibia, Anura, Pipidae. Bases 122 to 1102 code for a protein of 326 amino acids. The transcript has 11 exons. Gene Ontology annotation, cellular component: cytosol.